Molecule: messenger RNA, 888 nt
Organism: Eimeria necatrix
Lineage: Eukaryota; Apicomplexa; Conoidasida; Eucoccidiorida; Eimeriidae
Exons: 1
Coding region: 1-888 (295 amino acids)
Source: RefSeq, a predicted model, not a curated record
AUGCGAAAGUUCGCCUACCUGCUUUUAGCCAAUCUGGCGGUUUCUCACGCCUUCAUUCGCCCUUGGGCCUCUGCUUUAGAUGUUUCCGAGGUGGGUGAGGCCUCAAGGGUGGAGGAAGAUGAGGUAUUCGAUGCAGAGGACUACAACGUUGAUGACGAUGGAUCCGAAGCACCGUCAGCGGGUGACCUCGCCAAAGACCAGCAGAAACGAAAAAGGGACACUUAUGAUGAUGAUGAUGAGUCGGGAGACGAUGAGCAGGUGCUAAUUGACUUAGAUGAACCAGAGGCAACCGGAACGGCAGCGGAAAAGGAGGCGGAGCCCACAGUAGCAGGAGCUGCAGAGGACGACUUAGAUCUUCUUGAGGACGAGGAAGACCUUCAGGAGAGGGAAGAAGGGGUGAAGGCUGGUGACCAGCCACAGCCAAGCGAAAGCAAUCAAACAAACGAUGCAGAUGGCACGCAAUCAAGCUCUAGGAGCAAAAGCCCUAUGUUGUACGACGGGCAGGCGGUGGUGACAACUGAUGAGGAAGGAGUUGAACUGGAUACGUCGCUUUUGAAUCCGCAGGAGGAAGACUCAACGCCUAGUAUAACUGAGUUUGUAGAGAAAGUGCCAACUUUCAAAAAGGAAAAAGAAGAAAAGGAGAAGAGGAAGCUCCAGGAAAAGAAACAAAGAGAAGCCAACAACAAUAUAGAUGUGUACGAGAGAGAAAUUCAAGAUUUCAGAGAAAUACAGGCAAAGAACGAAAACAGAUUUAGUGAAGGCAUAGAAAAUGCAGAAGAGGGCCUUCAGCCACCCCCAGACCCUGGAAUGUGGCGGCGAUUCCAACACUGGUACGGACAGAAGCUGGACAGACUGGUUGAUAGAUUUGGCUCUGAUCUAAAGGAUUAA